CGCCUCAAUAUUGCUUCAGGGUGUGCGGGCAACAUGGGACCUACACAAGGCAAGAGUGCUGGCAACAUGGGACUCGCACAAGGCAAGAGUGCUGCAAUCGCGCCGCCGUCAUCACCACCGUCGUCGCCACUUGCACACCCAACGCAUGAACCGAAUAUGUUCACCUUUGACUUGACGCCGGUGUGCAUUGGCCGAAGUCGCGACUGCGAGCUCUCGCUGUCGUCCGAUGUGAGUUCGUCCCGCGUCGUGAGCAAGAAGCACGCGCGGCUGUAUCCAUGUAUGUUUGAAAACAACCAACAAGUCAGGUGGUUCCUCAAAGACCUCGACAGCAAGCACGGCACAAGUGUGAACGGCGUCGACGUCAAGUCCGACUCGUCGGUCCAAGUGUUCGAUGGCGAUGUCAUCGUUUUGGCGCGUCAACCGCAUCCCCCACACGACGACGAUCAGGACAACGCCAAUCCUUCAUCCCCUUCGAUUUCCAUCAAGUGUCACCUCCAUGGUCGUGGCAACGCCUUGCUCACGCUGAUCACGUCCACUUCGUUGAACCAACGGCACUCCGCCUUGCCCCAUCCUUACAAACCUAGCCACAGCACUGACAAGCGUAAAUUCCACGCAGCUACAUCCUCUCCGCGCCAACCUUCCUCUGGUCGACCUCCUUCCGACAUCGUGAAGAAGCGCUUCCGAUCCCUGGAAGCAGACCCUGCCAACCAUGACGAGUCGCCGCUCAAGUGCCCCGUGUGCUUUGAGUUCUUCGUCGACAGUUUGACGUUGGCCUGCUCCCAUACAUUUUGCGGCGGUUGUUUGCGCAGCUGGUUGUUGCAGUCGCUAACGUGUCCGACGUGCCGUGUUGGAGUCACGGACGUCCCCGUACGCACUCGGGCGCUGGACAACCUGUGCAUGCAGCUGGUUGACCCCACAGACGCCGCGUGGAUGCUACGCCAGCAAACGUGGCACGCAGAGGCGGCGCGGCUGACGAAGAAAGCCAAGAAGAUUCGGCAUGCGUUCCUCGAAACCAAAGCGCUUCCGUGGCCGAAUGUGUGGACGACGUGGCAUGACACGAGGGACCGUGAAGUGUUCUCGCAGACAGUGUCCGUCGCGGUUGGACAAGUUCGAGAAGCCUGGUGCGAAGCCGUCGGGCUCACCGAAGCUGCCAUCGACAGCCAUGGCAAGGCCAAGCUGUUGGUUGCGUCGUCGAAUUUGCUAGUGGCCACAAAUGGGAGAACACAUCGCGGAGAUGGACCAAGCACCGACAACCUCCGCCAUCGACUUCGCAUGUUCCUUCGGUACGGAUAAGCGCGUCUUAUUGAUGGAAUUGUGCCAA
Molecule: messenger RNA, 1321 nt
Organism: Aphanomyces astaci
Lineage: Eukaryota; Oomycota; Saprolegniomycetes; Saprolegniales; Verrucalvaceae
Exons: 1
Coding region: 34-1293 (419 amino acids)
Biological process (GO): ubiquitin-dependent protein catabolic process; protein ubiquitination; mitotic cell cycle checkpoint signaling
Cellular component (GO): nucleus
Molecular function (GO): metal ion binding; protein binding; ubiquitin-protein transferase activity
Source: RefSeq, a predicted model, not a curated record